This is a messenger RNA of Rhagoletis zephyria (snowberry fruit fly), 3087 nucleotides long. RefSeq lists its product as uncharacterized. The record is from RefSeq and is a predicted model, not a curated record. Lineage: Eukaryota; Metazoa; Arthropoda; Insecta; Diptera; Tephritidae. Gene Ontology annotation, molecular function: nucleic acid binding. Gene Ontology annotation, biological process: DNA integration.
AUGCAUGACCUAAUAAAGGACUACUUCACCGUGGAGUCCUUUGGUGUGCGAGCUGUGCCGCCCAUUGAGAGUGUAGCCGACAUACGUGCUAAGAAGCUGCUCGAUUCAACUACAGUGAAGGUGAAUGGUCGAUUUCAAACCGGGUUACUGUGGAAGACCGACAACAUCGAGCUACCGGAGAGCUACUCCAUGGCUUUGAAACGUCUUGUGGGCAUCGAAAGAAAAAUCGCACGUAAUAAGGAGUUUGGUAAAGCAUACCGUGAAAUCAUCAACAAUUAUGUCAGUAAAGGGUAUGCGCGUAAGCUGCAAUCAUCCGAGGUAGCCGAAGUGGGUUCUAGGACAUGGUAUCUUCCACAUUUUGCCGUGAUAAAUCCGCAUAAGCCAGGAAAGUUGAGGCUCGUGUUUGACGCUGCAGCAACUUCACACGGAGUGUCGCUGAAUUCUCAGCUACUGAAGGGGCCACAGCAAUAUCGUCCAUUGGUAUCCGUGUUAUUCCACUUCCGAGAAGGCGCCGUAGCCGUUUGUGCUGACAUACAGGAGAUGUUCCACCAAGUUGUCAUUCGUCCUGAAGAUAGAUGUGCCCAGAGGUUUUUGUGGCGCAACGGUGAUAUCCAGCAGACUCCUGACGUGUAUGAAAUGACGGCGAUGAUGUUUGGUGCAGCAUGUUCCCCUUGUUCAGCACAUUAUGUGAAGGUGAAAAAUGCGAUGGAACACAGCAACCACGAUCCACGAGCAAUCCAAGCCAUAACCGACUAUCACUAUGUGGAUGAUUACGUUGAUAGUUUCCGUUCCGCUUCCAGAGCUAUGGAGAUAUCCAAACAGGUUCGCGACAUUCACAAAGACGCUGGUUUCCAGCUUCGGAAGUUUAGGUCGAACUCCUUGGAGGUCGCGACUGCAUUGGGUGGUGAAAACACAGCGUUGUCUAUUAUGUCGAAAGAAGCCAUGGAAUCUGGAAAGGUUUUAGGAAUGUUGUGGCAGCCGUCAAGCGACCACUUCACGUACCGUCUGGAGUUCCAUGGAGUCGAUUCAUCAGUCAUUAGUGGCGAUUUAGUGCCCACAAAAAGAAUGCUACUGAGUAUCGUUAUGUCCAUCUUCGAUCCGUUGGGAUUCCUGUGCCACCUCACCAUCACAGCGAAAUUGGUUAUGCGCGAGAUCUGGAAGCGAGAUUUAGGCUGGGACGAGCACGUUCCUAAUGAAAUCAACGACAUGUGGAAUAAUUUUCGGAUGCAGUUGCUAAACGUUGUAGAGUGUAAAGUGCCGCGUCACUAUUUCAAGCUGGGACAGCCAAAAAAUCUACAAUUGCAUAUUUUUGUCGAUGCCAGUGAAGACGCAUUCGGAGCUGUAGCAUUCUGGAGGGCAGAGUACCCAGACAACGCGGUGCAAGUGUGUAUUGUUUAUGCCAGAACAAGAAGUGCACCACUCAAGAUGCUAACCAUUCCCAGAUUGGAGUUGCAAGCUGCCGUGCUAGGGUCCCGUAUGAUGACGACUAUAAUUGAAGAGCACACAAUGUCUAUCGAUCGAUGCGUCCUUUGGAGCGACUCGAGAACGGUUCUCAAGUGGAUAGCCAGUGAACAUCGUCGCUAUAAGCCCUUCGUAGCCCAUAGGAUUGCCGAAAUCCUGAGCGUGUCCACGCAGUCUGAUUGGAGAUGGGUGCCAACAAAAGAAAAUGUGGCUGACGAAGCAACACGGGUGAAAAGGGGCGUUAACCUCAACCCAUCCUCACGCUGGUUCACGGGUCCAGCAUUUUUAUGUCAGCCGGAACACAUAUGGCCAACAGACGAUACACCUGCUGCGAACAUUGACGAAAACGAAGAGCUUCGGCCGAAGUAUGCUUUAUUAAUUGCUCAGAGCAGCAUAUUUGACUUUGAGAGGUUUUCAUCGUUUCUUAAACUAAAGAGAGUUGUUGCCUGGGUCCUUCGUUACAUCCACUACAGCAAAUCAAGACCGAGCCAGCCUGACACUUCGUCAAAAUAUGGGUUAAUGACCUCCGAACUUGAUGCCGCCGAACGUAUAAUAUGUCGCCAUUCGCAACGAGAAAUAUUCGUGAAUGAGGUCAUUCGAUUGGAGAAGGGGCUCAGCUUGCCGAGUGAAAGUCCACUCUACAAACUUUCGCCGUGGAUAGAUAACGAGGGACUUCUUCGGGUACAUGGGCGAUUGGAUGCUGUCAGCUGGCUAGCUUAUGACACGAAGCAUCCUAUUAUUUUGCCGUCUCACCACGUCGUAUCGAGGCUCAUAGUCGCGCAAGAGCACAAGCGAAUGAUGCACCAAAAUACAGAGGCGACUAUUUGCAUGAUUCGUCAGAGGUACUGGAUCCCAAACUUGAGGAAGGUCGUUCGUGGGGUCAUCGCCAAUUGCAAUACAUGCAAACUAAAGAAGGCAAAGCCAGUUACACCAAUGAUGGGGCUACUUCCAGAAGAUCGCGUUACGCCAUACGUGAGGCCAUUCACAUACACUGGAUUAGACUAUUUUGGCCCUGUGAAUGUGACGGUUGGCCGAAGAACUGAGAAGCGAUGGGUGGCAUUGUUUACGUGUUUGACAGUACGAGCUAUUCAUCUCGAGGUGGCUUAUGACCUGUCAACGGACUCAUGCAUAUUGGCGAUACGGAACUUUAUGAACCGAAGAGGGGUGCCAAGAAGAAUCAGAUCGGAUAAUGGCAAGAAUUUCAUUGGCAUAGCUGGCGAGGUUAGGCGUUUUUCAGAUGUGUUCGACUGUCGCGCGUUGCAGGGUGAGUUGACAUCGAAAGGCGUCGAAUGGGUCUUCAAUUGCCCCGAAAAUCCUUCUGAAGGCGGCGCUUGGGAGCGUAUGGUACAGUGUGUAAAAAAGGUCCUGUGCCAUACUAUGAAAGAGGUGAGUCCCAAAGAGCACACGUUUAAUAGUCUGCUGGUGGAGGCCGAAAACGUAGUAAAUUCACGUCCGCUCACACAUUUGCCGGUAACAGCAGAGCAAGAGGAACCUCUGACGCCAAACCACUUCCUACUGGGUAGCGCAAAUACUGCGCAAACUCCAAGUUGCGAUGAAUCCGAUCAGAAGCUGUGUUCCCUACAAACAAUCGCACCCGAUAUUGAGAGCUGUAAUAGUCCUGGCUAG